AUGACCGACUCGCCAUUUGUGCGCUCUCCGCUCGAUCCCAAGGAACAGCCCAUCCUCGACCGUCUGCUCGGCUUGCGUGACCAGCUCUCCGUGCUCAAGAGCGACCGUUCAUCAUACAUUCGCACCCAAGAUGUCUUGGACCUUUACACAAAGUUGAUCGGGGAGGUCGAGAAGCUCAACGAUCUUCGUGCAGACAAGCGUAGCGAACAGAACAGGGUCGACACGGUGCUCGACGACUGCUUCCAGCUCGUCUCCCUAUUCUUCCUUACCAUCGGUCGUAACCAGGAAGCUCCCGCUGUCUAUUCUGCCGUCUCUACCGUCAAACGUCUCCUGGACCAUCUCAAGGAAGCCGGCUUCUACCUACCCCAAGACCUCGAAUCCAUCGAACACAAUCUCCGAAAAUGGCGUUCAUCUGUCGAACGCGGCCGAGACGUCCACAGUGACUCUUUGAUGACGCUACUUGAAGCACGUAUCGACGUCUGCUACCAGACCCUCAAAGACCUCCAGGCUUCGCUAUCUCGCCUCGAACCCGAACUCAUGGGCUACUACGAAAAGCUCGUCUCAAUCCUGCGCUCACUCUCUGCUUGCAACACACGAUCAAAGUUCCCCGUCAAGGAAGUUGAAGAACUAGGGGACCAGCUCAGGCAGAUUCAGGCAGAGUUGAAAGAUGCUGGCGUCUCACACAAGGGCAGGACAGCCGAGGAAGCAUACGCCGAACGCCUGCAACAAGUUCAUAUUGAUGAGAACCAUAUUGAGGAGGGUGACAAGGUCGUUUCCUUCCUGCUGAGCCGUUGUCUACUCUGGCUCGAAAUCGUCCAGGAGAAGCAAGGCAAGAUCGAAGAUCGUUUCCGCGAGACCUACGACAAACUGGUAAAGCUGCGCAACACUCUCGACAACAUGAACCUCACCCAGGCCUGGUCUCUGCGCGAGACAGACUUGUACAGCUACCAACGACAGCUUGACCGCAUCGACGAAUCUCGCGUCGAUGGCAACUUCCUCGACGCCGACGGGAAGCCUGCCGAUCUACACGCGCAGAGGACACUGCUCUACCUUCUUCGCAAGAGCUACUCAUACAUCUACCACUACAUCAUCUCGUCGGAGCCUGUUUCAGAAGCUCUGUUGCCCAUCUACAACCAACUGCUCACUCUCAAACGCUGCCUGCUCGAAGUCAAGCGCGCGGGUGGUGUUGAUUCUCCUCGCGAGCUGUACCCGUACAGCAUGAAGCUCAACUCAAUCGACAACAUGAAGAAAGAUGGCAAGUUCAUGGUUGGAGAUGAUAUUCCCGAAGGUCAGGGAAGUGUCACAUCGUUACUCGCUGAAUGUUUCGACAUCGCCUACGACCUCAGGAACGAAGCGGAAGAGCGUCAAGACGCCGCCGAGCUGGCCGAAGGCACCGAAAAGGAGUAG
Molecule: messenger RNA, 1407 nt
Organism: Aureobasidium melanogenum CBS 110374
Lineage: Eukaryota; Fungi; Ascomycota; Dothideomycetes; Dothideales; Saccotheciaceae
Exons: 5
Coding region: 1-1407 (468 amino acids)
Cellular component (GO): cytoplasm; nucleus
Source: RefSeq, a predicted model, not a curated record